AUGACGUCCAACCGAGCUGACCCCAAUGAAGUUGAGAGUAAUGCUCAGGCCUUUGUUCAUAGAGUAGCAUCGAGUGGUACAAGGCCUGUAUCUGAGGGCUGGGAAGGAGAGGCUAAGGAAGCCUUCUUCCACAUGAUGAGCGAAUGGUGUGGUUCCCUUGAACAUUAUAUUAGAGAUUGCCUAGAGAAAUCCGAGAAAGAAAAAGUUCAGACUAUAAGGUUGAGUAGCACUGUUGCGAGAGGCAGACCACCUCGUAAUCCUGGAAAUAUAAGUAGUAAUCAUGGUGUAACAAAAGAUUCUGCUGUGAGAUCUGAAGCACGAGCACCAACUAAGGCUUACGCUAUCCAUGAACGGAAGAAAGCUUCUGUGCUAGAUGUUAUUACUGGCACUUUCUCUAUCUUUGAUAUUGAUGUUACUGUUUUGAUUGAUCCGAGAUCAACCCAUUUGUAUGUAUGCACGAAUUUAGUAUCAAAUAAGAAUUUACCUAUUAAGUCCACUGAAUUCGUGGUUAAUGUGUUGAACCCCCUACAUCAAUAUGUGUUUGUUGAUAAGGUUUGCAAGAACUGUCCGUUGAUUCAGGGUUACAGUUUUCCAGAUGAUUUGAUUCUCUUGCCAUUUGGUAAGUUUGAUGUGAUUUUGAGCAUGGAUUGGUUGAAUCUAGACGAUGUUACUAUGAACUGUGAAUGA
Molecule: messenger RNA, 687 nt
Organism: Gossypium arboreum
Lineage: Eukaryota; Viridiplantae; Streptophyta; Magnoliopsida; Malvales; Malvaceae
Exons: 2
Coding region: 1-687 (228 amino acids)
Source: RefSeq, a predicted model, not a curated record